GUGGUGCGCACGCUCGUUUCCAUGUCAUUGGCGGCCAGCGCCGGCUGCGAGGGGGACGGAGGGAAAAGCAUUGUCUGUCCCGGGAAAGAGAAGGGAGUCGUUCGCGAGUUGUUUUUUCUUCUUCAUUGUGGCUUCCAAGGUAUCGGACUUCCAGCAGAGCUGUGGUGAGAUCAGGAGGUGACAACAAAAAUGCAUCGAUUAAGGACUUGUGCUGCUAAGCUGAGGCCAUUGACGGCCCCUCAGACUGCUAAAAAAUUAUCACACAAUGGGCCAGCAGUGUCUAGGACGUUUCAGCAAGGCCGCUUCUAUACGGCGCCUGUGGCAGCUGAGCCCUUUCUGAGUGGGACUAGUUCGAACUAUGUUGAGGAAAUGUACUUUGCGUGGCUUGAAAACCCACAGAGUGUUCAUAAGUCUUGGGAUGUAUUCUUCCGAAAUGCCAACGCGGGAGCGCCACCAGGCACAGCUUACCAAAGUCCUCCGCCGUUGGGUGCCAGCAUGGCGUCUCUGUCCAGUGCCCAGUCCGUGGUGGUGGCUCAGCCCAAUGUGGACAAGUUGGUGGAGGAUCACCUGGCAGUACAGUCGCUCAUCAGAGCUUACCAGAUACGGGGACAUCACGUUGCGCAGCUCGACCCUCUAGGAAUCCUGGAUGCGGACUUGGAUUCGUCCCUUCCAGCUAACCUAGUCACCAGCUCAAACGGACUUGACAUCGCAGUCUGCAAGGAGCGUCUGAAAAGGUUAACAGUAGGAGAAUGCCUUCAGCACCUCAAAUCCUCCUCCAGCUCCCGAAAGGCAUUUUACGGCCUGGAUGAGUCAGACCUGGACAAAGUCUUCCACUUGCCAACCACCACCUUCAUCGGUGGCAAUGAAACUGCCCUUCCUCUCCGGGAGAUCAUUCGGAGGAUGGAGAUGUCUUACUGCCAGCACAUUGGAGUUGAGUUCAUGUUCAUCAACGACCUGGAGCAGUGUCAAUGGAUCAGGCAGAAGUUUGAGACUCCGAGCGCCAUGCAGUUCACGAAUGAAGAGAAACGCACUCUUUUGGCCAGGCUAGUCCGCUCCACCAGGUUUGAGGAGUUUCUGCAGAGGAAGUGGUCAUCUGAGAAGCGCUUUGGUCUGGAAGGCUGUGAGGUGCUGAUCCCGGCACUGAAGACCAUCAUUGACAAGUCGAGUGAGAAUGGUGUGGACAAUAUUAUCAUGGGCAUGCCUCACAGGGGCCGUCUGAACGUGUUGGCUAAUGUCAUCAGGAAGGAACUGGAGCAGAUAUUUUGUCAGUUCGACUCCAAGUUGGAAGCUGCGGAUGAGGGGACCGGUGAUGUGAAAUACCAUCUAGGGAUGUACCACCGCCGUAUUAAUCGCGUAACAAACCGGAACAUCACUCUGUCUCUUGUGGCGAACCCCUCUCACUUGGAGGCCGUCGACCCUGUUGUACAAGGCAAGACCAAAGCCGAACAGUUUUACCUUAGUGACUCUGAAGGCAAGAAGGUCAUGUCCAUUCUGUUGCACGGCGAUGCUGCGUUUGCGGGACAGGGAAUAGUCUACGAAACCUUCCAUCUCAGUGACCUGCCUUCAUACACCACCCACGGGACAAUCCACGUAGUAGUCAAUAACCAGAUCGGGUUCACGACCGACCCCCGGGUGGCCCGCUCCUCUCCAUACCCGACAGAUGUGGCCCGCGUUGUCAACGCCCCCAUCUUCCACGUGAAUGGCGAUGAUCCCGAGGCGGUGAUGUAUGUGUGUAACGUGGCUGCAGAGUGGAGGAGCACUUUCCAUAAGGAUGUGGUGGUGGAUUUGGUCUGUUAUCGACGCAAUGGCCACAACGAGAUGGACGAGCCAAUGUUCACGCAGCCCCUGAUGUACAAGCAGAUCAAGAAACAGAAGGCCGUGCUGAAGAAGUAUGCAGAGAAGCUCAUCGCUGAGGGAGUGGUGACACAACAAGAGUUUGAGGCUGAAAUGUCCAAGUACGAUAAGAUCUGCGAGGAGGCCUACGCCCGAUCCAAGGAUGAGAAAAUCAUGCAUAUUAAGCACUGGCUCGACUCGCCAUGGCCUGGUUUCUUCACCCUCGACGGGCAGCCGAAAAGCAUGAAGUGCCCCUCCACGGGUCUGAGCGAGGAGACGCUGGCACACAUCGGGAACGUGGCCAGCUCUGUACCAGUUGAGGACUUCACCAUUCACGGAGGUUUAACCCGUAUCUUAAAAGGCCGUGGCGAGAUGGUGAAAAACCGCACUGUGGACUGGGCCUUGGCUGAGUACAUGGCCAUUGGGUCCUUGCUGAAGGAAGGCAUUCAUAUCCGCUUGAGUGGGCAAGAUGUGGAGAGAGGAACCUUCAGUCAUCGGCAUCAUGUGCUGCACGACCAAAACGUAGAUAAGAAGACUUGUAUUCCCAUGAACCAUCUGUGGCCAAACCAGGCUCCGUACACCGUGUGUAACAGCUCGCUCUCGGAAUACGGCGUGCUGGGUUUCGAGCUGGGGUUUGCGAUGGCUAGCCCCAACGCACUGGUCCUGUGGGAGGCCCAGUUUGGAGAUUUCCACAACACCGCCCAGUGCAUCAUCGACCAGUUCAUCAGUCCAGGCCAGGCCAAGUGGGUCCGGCAGAACGGGAUUGUCCUGCUGCUUCCUCACGGCAUGGAAGGAAUGGGGCCCGAGCACUCGUCCGCGAGGCCUGAGCGCUUCCUGCAGAUGUGCAACGAUGAUCCCGACGUAGUGCCGAAAAUGAUGGAAGACUUUGCAGUGCAGCAGCUGUACGAUGCCAACUGGAUCGUGGUGAAUUGCUCCACUCCCGCCAACUACUUCCAUGUGCUGAGGAGACAGAUACUGCUACCUUUCCGCAAGCCGCUCAUUAUCUUCACCCCCAAAUCAUUGCUGCGUCAUCCUGAUGCAAAAUCCAGCUUUGAUAUGAUGCUGCCAGGUACAGAAUUCCUGCGUGGAAUUGUGGAGGAUGGGCCUGCUGCUGAGAAACCAAAGGAAGUUAAAAGACUGCUGUUUUGUACUGGUAAAGUAUAUUACGAGUUGGCGAAAGAACGCAAGAACAAGAACCUGGAAGCUGAGGUUGCCAUCACCAGAUUAGAGCAGCUCUCUCCCUUCCCAUUUGAUGUCGUGGAGGAAGAGGCCAAGAAGUACUCUAAUGCUGAGUUGGUCUGGUGCCAGGAGGAGCACAAGAACCAGGGCUACUACGAAUAUGUGAAGCCGCGCAUCCGUGCUACCACUCGCCGUGAGCGCCCGGUCUGGUAUGUCGGGCGUGAGCCGGCCUCUGCCCCAGCAACGGGCAACAAGAACACCCACCUGCACGAACUGAAGAGAUUUCUGGAGACCAGCUUCAACCUGGAAGCCUUUAGCAACCUCAACAACUAGGACCCAGACUUUUGACUCGCUUCGACACCUUAAACCUCCAUCUUCCGUCCUCACUCUUAGGGACUAUGUCGUGCAUGCUACUGAGAUCUAAUUCCCACAACUUGGUGAGAGGCUUGCAUCUGCAGCAUUUAUUUCAGAUAGGGGAAAAAAAACAAAAACUCGAUUCAAUACAGGAAUUAUGAAGCGGGGGAGAAAAGCCGCGUACAAACAGCCCACUGACGUGCUUUACGUUUCACCCCACUCUCCUUUUCAAAUGUAUUGUUUAGUUGAACUGAGCAGUUGAAGUAACAAAGGUGUGGUUUGUACAUUUUGUGAAUAAGGAAUUUUUCUAUUUCUGAACUGGCCAUGGGCUGAACUCCCGGUCAAUGGCUGGAUCAUGUCCUGAUUUUAGCUCCCCCCACCACCCCACUGAACACUCCCCACUCUCUUUCUCCUCCCCACCCCCCUCCUCUGCUACCAUGGGUUCUGCCCAAGAUUUUGAAGCAAUUUGGGAGAAGGCAUUGCACUUUCAGCGUGUGCCAAAAUCAAAGACUACACUGUAUCCCUCACCUGUGCGUGGAAGAACCUUCUCUCAACGACCACUUCUUGCAGUUGCGCAGUAGGAAGAGCUGAGUUUAUUUAUUUUGGUACAAAUAAAAAAAAAACUUUUCAACUGAGUAUAGCUUCAUCAAUAAAGAGACAUUUUCCUCGUGCAACCUUUGGCUUUUCUUUUGAACGCACAUCACAACUCCCUGUGGAGGUGGCUUCUCACCUGCACCUUGAAGAAAGCGGGCUGGCCUAAGGUUCCAGAGCUUUGUGGGGUUGGUGGGGCAGGAGGAGAGCAGAAUGUGCCAGGUUCCAGAACUGCACAGCAGGCAAGAGUGGAAGAAAUCAAUGUUCAUGGGGGUGGGUGGCCAAUGGAUCAGACCAUGCUCAAGAGGACUGGUUUGUUGGGGGGGUGGGCAGGCAGGGGGAGUUCAGCAGCCAAGAACAGAAAGCAGGAGAAAGC
Messenger RNA from Stegostoma tigrinum, 4333 nucleotides. RefSeq names its product 2-oxoglutarate dehydrogenase complex component E1. Gene Ontology annotation, biological process: tricarboxylic acid cycle. Gene Ontology annotation, molecular function: oxoglutarate dehydrogenase (succinyl-transferring) activity; thiamine pyrophosphate binding. Bases 190 to 3345 code for a protein of 1051 amino acids. NCBI's taxonomy places the organism in Eukaryota, Metazoa, Chordata, Chondrichthyes, Orectolobiformes, Stegostomatidae. Gene Ontology annotation, cellular component: mitochondrion; oxoglutarate dehydrogenase complex. The transcript is spliced from 25 exons. The record is from RefSeq and is a predicted model, not a curated record.